Molecule: messenger RNA, 960 nt
Organism: Trypanosoma cruzi
Lineage: Eukaryota; Euglenozoa; Kinetoplastea; Trypanosomatida; Trypanosomatidae
Product: mucin-associated surface protein (MASP), putative
Exons: 1
Coding region: 1-960 (319 amino acids)
Source: RefSeq, a predicted model, not a curated record
AUGGCGAUGAUGAUGACCGGCCGUGUGCUGCUGGUGUGUGCCCUCUGCGUGCUGUGGUGCGUUGCCGGCGGUGUUUAUGCGAGGGACGUUGACACCAACGCACUGGGUGGCUGCAUGGCGUCGGGAGUGUUGGGUGAGAAUGGAUCCCACAUGCCUGACGGAUGCAAUAAAACUGCGAUUACGGUGCCUUUGCGGUCAGUACUGCCCAUUACUGCCGUCGAAGCCUCAGAUGUAACAGAUAAUGCUGGUGGUAAAAAGAACGAUCCGAAUUCAAGUGGGACUUCCAACGCUGGUGUUAAUGGUAGUGAUCCUGCUGCUGUUACUGGUCGUGGCUCUGGUGGUGUUCCUGGUGGUGAAUCUGAUGCUUCUUCUGGUGCCGGGGCUCCUGCUGCUGCUGGUGGUGGAGGCAGUGGAGGCAGUGGAACUUCAGCUGGCGGUCAUGCCACCGACAGCGUUCCUUCUGAUGCUCCUGGUCCUGCUGCACCUCCUCCCGCUAAUGCUGCUGGUCAUUCGGGUGGUCCUCCUGCUACUGCUCCUGGUGUUAAUUCUUCAGCUGGCAGCAGUGAUGGUACAGCGGGGUCCUCAGUCACUAAUCCAUCUAACACAACGGGAGAAUCUCAAACAGGAGAUCAGUCGUCUGCUGCAGCGGCUAACAACUCCUCGCUACCCGAAGGAACGGAAGGAACGACAUCCGGCACUGGACAAAAAGAAGAGGAAGAAGAAGAAAAUGAAAAGCAGCAGCAAAGUGAUGAAACACAAGUCCAACAACAACAACAGCAUGAACACCCCGCGGAAAGUGGCGAAGAAUCCGCGAAAGAUAAAAACGCCCUUCGUACAAAUGCCACCGCAAAUACAGGCGACAGUGACGGCAGCACCGCGGUCUCCCACACCACCUCCCCUCUUUUGCUUCUUCUUCUUGUUGUUGCGUGUGCGGCUGCUGCUGCGGUGGUGGCCGCGUGA